Emericellopsis cladophorae is the source of this 1929-nucleotide messenger RNA. Its product is annotated as Autophagy-related protein-like protein. The transcript is spliced from 2 exons. Gene Ontology annotation, biological process: amino acid transmembrane export from vacuole. The record is from RefSeq and is a predicted model, not a curated record. Lineage: Eukaryota; Fungi; Ascomycota; Sordariomycetes; Hypocreales; Bionectriaceae. The coding region runs from base 1 to 1929 and encodes 642 amino acids.
AUGAACCUCGCGCCACCUCGCCCUGCGCUCAGCGGGAACAGGCACUGGUCUGGCCUCUCUAUCCUCUCGAAACGGUCAUUUCACUCCUUUGCGACAUCGUCGUUUCACGCAGACGACGAGAGAUCAUCCUCUGACGAAGACGACGACGACGACGACAUGGAGUCGCGCAGCAGCGACGACGGCAGGGCGCCCAGAGCGUUCUACGCUGGCUACGAUGGACGGCCGACAAGUCGCAAAGAGUUGAUGGGAUGGUAUAUGUAUGCUUUUGCAGCGGAAACAUAUGUCAUUUGCGGGAUUGGCGCCUUCAUCCCCAUCCUCCUCGAGAGCCUCGCCCGAGAGAAUGGCGUCUUACUGGAUCACCCCGACCAACCGUGCGGCACCUCCGACAGCAAGAACAAGGAUACUGACGGGCAAUGCGUCGUGUACGUACUGGGCAUCCCCAUCAACACGGCCAGCUUCGCCAUGUACACCUUCUCUGUCAGUGUGCUUGUCCAAGCGCUCCUCGUCGUCAGCAUCAGCUGCGCGGCUGACCAUGGCAACUACCGCAAGAAGCUGCUGCUUGCGUUUGCCUGGCUCGGGAGCUCGGCAGUCAUGGCGUACAUAUUCAUCACCAAGGAGACAUACAUACUCGGCGCCCUGUUGACGAUUAUAUCGAAUACGUCCUUUGGCGCUUCGUUUGUUCUGCUCAACAGCUUCUUGCCAUUGUUGGUGAGGAAUCAUCCAGACGUCAUCGAAGCCAACAAGUCCAUCACGCUAGCCCCUGCGACAGGCGACUUGGAGUCGAGGCCACUGAACGAUUCAACAGGCGACGACCUGAGUUCGGAAUCGCCCUUGCUUGAUGACGGGGAGAUGCUUCGCCCAUCCGAGUCAAAAUUGAGUGGGAAAGCAUCACCAAAGGAGAUCCUGUCGAAGGAGCUGGAGCUCUCGACGGAAAUGUCCUCCAAAGGCAUUGGUGUAGGCUACAGUGCAGCCCUGUUUCUGUUAUGCGUCUCGAUCGCCAUACUCCUCUUCUUGAAUAACACGACCUGGGCGCAGCGGGUUGUCCUGUUCAUCGUUGGUCUCUGGUGGGCUAUUUUUACCAUCCCGGCCGCCCUGUGGCUUCGGCCCCGUCCAGGCCCCCCGUUGACCGCGGGCAGCAAGGGGCGUCUGGCUGGUUUCUCCUAUCUUGUCUACGCGUGGAAGAGUCUCUUCCGUACGGCUUUGCUCGCGAGACAGCUGAAGGACAUCUUGUUCUUCUUGGCGGGUUGGUUCUUACUAUCCGAUGCGAUUGCGACGACCUCGGGCACGGCCAUCCUCUUCGCCAAGACGACCUUGCACAUGAAACCUUGGGCUUUGGGCAUGAUUAACGUCAUCACCACCUGCUGCGGCAUCUUUGGUGCCCUGGGGUGGUCGUGGGUAUCACGACUGCUCCGCCUGCAGCCCCAUCAGACGAUCCUCGUCUGCAUCGCCUUGUUUGAGCUGAUCCCAAUCUAUGGUCUCAUCGGGUAUCUUCCAUUCGUUCAAUCUUGGGGUGUUUUUGGACUCCAGCAGCCCUGGGAGAUGUACCCCCUGGCAGCUGUGUAUGGGCUGGUACUGGGUGGCCUGGGUGCGUACUGUCGUUCGCUCUACGGCGAACUCAUCCCUCCUGGUUCGGAGGCUGCCUUCUACGCUCUCUACGCCAUUACCGACAAAGGCUCGAGUAUAUUUGGACCGUCGAUUGUCGGUGUCAUCAUCGACAAGACUGGGGGAAUACGCCCCGCGUUCUGGUUCCUUGCCGCGUUAGUCGGACUACCAGCACCAUUGAUCUACAUGAUUGAUGUUGAGAGGGGCAAAAAGGAGGGCGCCAAGCUGGCGAAGCAGAUCGUUGGCGCUGAUAUUGAGGAGCGUGAGGAUGCCAACGCGCACGAAGAGGAGGCUCAUACCCUGUUGGCGAACCAAGAGAUGGAGUAG